This is a messenger RNA of Fusarium sp. VM40, 1845 nucleotides long. NCBI's taxonomy places the organism in Eukaryota, Fungi, Ascomycota, Sordariomycetes, Hypocreales, Nectriaceae. The record is from the annotation of a GenBank genome assembly.
AUGGAUCGGCUAGGGGAUCAUGAGCUGCCGGAAUUACUCCCCGAAGCGUCACCAGACUCGACACGGCGACCGUUCUGGGAGGAGAUGUUGCCUCGAGCGAUGGAAAAACUCAAAACCAGCCGUGAUGAACCUGAAAGGCUCAUUAGCACUUCCAACAGCAUCCGAGCCGCGACAGGAUGGGUCGAACUUGUCAAUAUUCUUGAGAAGGCCAGGGCGAGAUACUAUGGCUACUCCGGAUUUGCUGCUAAGAGAACUUCUCAGAUCCGAGAAGAAAUCGAGACCAGUCUACGCCAGUUCAGAGAGAAGCUGGAGGACGUCGAGAAUGUUGUGGCGGUGUACACGAACGAAGAGGAGAUAAUAGCUGCGGCCCUGGACGUCAUAGUAUCCAUCCUCCAAGCCAUUGAGGAUAUUGUUGAUUAUUACUGGGCGAACAAAGUGAGGAAGAUCGCCAAAGUGUUGUUGAAGGGUCAAGAUUACAGAACAGAUCUCACAGAUUGCCUCAACGGGCUUAACUCUAGCAGUAGAAGGUUAACGGAGAAGGCGAGCAUUAGAAACUUCCGCGUAACUUCCUCAAUCAAUGUCAAAGUAUCAGAAGGUGUGGAGCAGCCAAGAUUUGUAACGCUGAAGCAGCUACAACUGGACCAUAUCAAGGUAACCAAAGAGCAAGGUCGACUAGCAGAUAUGCCGUCACAGAUGAAUGAAUCCGGCCGAAACAUGGCCAAAGAGCAGCGGAUGCUAGCUUCAGGCCUGAAUAGAGAAGUAUCAGCCAAUGAACGAAAUGCCGCUGCCAUCUCCGCUGCUGAUCUGAAUGCCUUCGAAAGAAUUAUUCAAGAGCACCUCUCUGCUAUGAACGGGGUCCAACGGUUGAAUACCCAGCUCUUGGCCACGAACGCACGCCUUUCUUCCGAAGUCAACGCCGAACGAUCUCGCAGCCGAGAUCAUCGCUCACAAGGCCCUCCACGCAUAUCACAAGCUCAACUCCUGCGGCUAAUAAACUUGAAUUUGAACUUCGAUAUAUCUCAUGCCGAAGAGAUUGAUAUGAACUUUAUCUUGGACUCAAGUGCUCUUGUCAACCGUCGUGACCAGGGCCGAGCGGAACAACUCGUCAGCGAUUCGAAAUUCCGUCAGUGGGUAGUCAAAACGUCUCCCACUGAACUUCUCAUUCACGGCCACAUGCGACCCAGCCGAACGAACGUAUCUGCCAUUUCACUUUUCACCGCCUCCAUCUUGCAAAGCUUGCGUAGUGUCGACCGCUUUUGUGCCAUUGCCUUCUUUUGCGGCCAACACACCGGUUCAAACGACCCACUCAGAGGAGGCGCUGGGAUCAUUAAAAGCCUUAUAGCGCAGCUCCUCGAUCAGCACCGUUUCGAUGACGCUGAUCUAGCACAUGUGUCCCGAGAGGUCGACCCAACGUUGCUAAAAGGCGAUGCAGAGGGGAUUCAGGUGCUUUGCAAGUUGUUUAUUGUCUUAGUUCAUCGACUGGGUAGUGAUACUACGCUAUUUUGCCUGCUGGACAGCGUCAAUGUGUACGAAGGUGAAGAGUACAUGCAGGAUAUGUAUGUGGACAUGGUGCUGGUUGAAAUAUUAUUUCUCACGCAAGAUAAAAAGGUCAAGGCGCAUGUUAAAAUUCUACUCACAAGCCCGACGGAUACAAACAUAAUCGGGAAAGGGUUUCAACAGAAGGAUAUACUGUCUAUGUCGGGAAGGCUCCUUGUCGAUAAGCAUUUCAUAACAGGCGGAUUUCGCAGAACCUUCGAAGCACCCUCGAUGGUAAAUGAUAAUAGUCCAUUUAAUAUGUCUGCAUCACCGUUUUGUCGUACCAUCGAUGAGACUGCCUUCCGUUAA